CGUGGCGUGAGGUGUUCGAGCAGGAACAGGAAAAACGGGUUGUAUUGUUGCUAAUGGAGAAGCGAGUGAGGAGGUCAGAGAUUGUUUUAUGGAAACAAACAAAUCCACAAAGUUUUGUUUUGUACACAUCGAUGCGCUUCGGUCGCCUUCAAUUUCAGUAAAACACGGGUUCACGCCCAGGGACCGUAAAAGAAUAGCAACUGAACGUUUUGUUUGAAGCUUUGGGAUCUCUGAAACCUAUUUACCUCAUAUGUCAACACUGAAUUUUUUCAUACACAAGUGACACUGAUAUCAAAUCGAAGGACAUCAGUGAGCAUCGAAAACGGUUACCGUGGAUAGUAUGGCCAUGACAGGGGGGACAGCCCAGAGCCUCCCCAUGAGCAACCACACCCGCGAGCGGGUGACUGUGGCCAAACUCACGCUGGAGAACUUCUACAGCACCCUGCUCACCCAGCACGAGGAGCGCGAGACGAGACAGAAGAAACUGGAGAAGGUUAUGGACGAGGAAGGGUUGCAGGAUGAAGAGAAGAUCAUGCGGCGCUCGCAGCACGCACGGAAGGAGACUGAGUUCCUGCGGCUGAAGAGGACGCGUCUGGGGCUGGACGACUUCGAGUCCCUCAAGGUCAUCGGGAGGGGCGCGUUUGGAGAGGUGCGGCUGGUGCAGAAGAAGGACACGGGGCACAUCUACGCUAUGAAGAUCCUGCGGAAAGCCGACAUGCUGGAGAAGGAACAGGUGGCCCACAUCCGGGCAGAGCGGGACAUCCUGGUGGAGGCCGACGGGGCCUGGGUGGUGAAGAUGUUCUACAGCUUCCAGGACAAGAGGAACCUCUACCUCAUCAUGGAGUUCCUUCCGGGGGGUGACAUGAUGACCCUUUUGAUGAAGAAGGACACGCUGUCAGAGGAGGCCACCCAGUUCUACAUAGCUGAAACGGUGCUCGCCAUCGACUCCAUCCAUCAGCUGGGGUUCAUCCACAGAGAUAUUAAACCGGACAACCUGCUGCUGGACUCCAGGGGUCAUGUGAAGCUAUCAGACUUUGGGCUGUGUACCGGACUGAAGAAAGCUCACCGGACCGAGUUCUACAGGAACCUCACACACAACCCUCCCAGCGACUUCUCCUUCCAGAACAUGAACUCCAAGAGGAAAGCGGAGACAUGGAAGAAGAACCGGAGGCAGCUGGCCUACUCCACUGUGGGAACUCCAGAUUACAUCGCCCCAGAAGUGUUCAUGCAGACGGGCUACAACAAGCUCUGUGAUUGGUGGUCCCUGGGUGUCAUCAUGUAUGAAAUGUUAAUAGGUUACCCUCCAUUCUGCUCCGAGACCCCCCAAGAGACCUACAGGAAGGUGAUGAACUGGAAGGAGACUCUGGUCUUCCCCCCCGAGGUGCCCAUCUCCGAGAAGGCCAAGGACCUGAUUUUGAGGUACUGCAACGACGCAGAAAACCGUAUCGGGGCCGCGAGCAUCGAGGAGAUCAAGAGCCACCCGUUCUUUGAGCCGGUGGACUGGGAGCACAUCAGGGAAAGACCAGCGGCCAUCUCCAUUGAAAUAAAAAGUAUCGACGACACGUCGAACUUUGACGAUUUCCCCGAGUCUGACAUUCUACAGCCUGUGACCAACGUGACUGAACCGGACUACAAAUCCAAGGACUGGGUCUUCCUGAACUACACUUACAAAAGGUUCGAAGGGCUGACUCAGAGGGGCACGAUUCCGUCCUACAUGAAGGCUGGGCAGGCGUGAGGCCCAUCGGCUCGCUGGUCUGUCCUGGGGGGAAAGGACCGGGGGGGGGGGGGGGCUGUGUGGACGAACAGGGGCAGGGGAGGAGGGGAGGGGGGGGGGGGGGGCUAGGGGGGACUCGAACCGCUACUCUGCCGCGAGCGAUGGUGAAGUGGUGGAUUAAGUCAGAUUCGGCGGGGGGGAGGGGGGAGGCGGCGUAAGGAGCUCAUCUUUGGAAGUUUGGCGGAGAGGAGCGAUGGCGGGCGGAUGCCGCCAUCAACAGAUUCCCGCGAGGAUGUGAGGAUGUGACCGGAGCCCCCAUUGCUGCUGAAGAACUCCUGACUCUGGAUGACCCCCCUCCUCCCCCCCCACAACACAGCCUCUCACAUUGUGUGUUUGUCCGUAGGUCUCGAACUGAGGUACCAUGGGUAGGGAGGGGUGGUGGGCGGGGCUAAGAGGCUGUAGUACAUUUGUGCUUCACUCACACACUGAUUCACUCAGACCCGGAGUCUUAGACACUGAAUUCACUGCACUAAAAGACAUGUAUCCUGAGCUCUCGCCUUUGUCGUCAGAGUUUUUAGUUUUUACAAAAUGGUCGUUUUAUUUAAGUAUGUGUUGGAUAAGAGAAACGGCUGUGACUAUGACUGAGGGGAGAACAAUCCAGUCAAGCGUUUAGGAGGGAGAUCAGGCUGGCGAGGAACUUUCCGGAAGGUUCCGCUGCGGAUUGGCACUCCCUAGCCUCCCAGGUUCAAUCCACAUUUCAUUUCUCCACAAUUUCAAACGCGUCGUCUUCUGGGCCACAGAUUUAAGCAAGGGUCGCACGUUUCAUUUCUAACACAGUAUUUAUUGUUCAUUUCAGUCGGCUCAUUUCAGUUUGCUCAGUGCGAGUGUGAGAAAUGAAGCAAUGUACGACUUGCUUAAUUUUGUUGCUUCAAGUUUAGAAAGAAAUACAUAGCAGCUAGACCACAUCUGGUCCUGUCAUAUUUUUUCAGUAUAAAAGUACAGAUAGACUGAACCCAAGAAAUAAUCUCACUUGUAUGUGUGCAUGUAGAAUUUUGGGGAUGGUUCACAUUAAUCAGUUAGCUAUUACCUAAUCUAGCAGGCUCCUUACCCAAACAAUAUCAUGCAAGAAAUAUGCAAGUAACAUUCUCAAUAUUGUUUUUUGUAACUUAAGUGAUAGAACUUGGUUGUUUGUUCGUAGUUCUGUAAUUUAAUUGUUUAUACUUUCUCCGUCAUAAAGAAAAUGCUAAAGUUUCUUCCCGUUAACCAUCGAAAGAUGCGAGUGCCUGCCUGGCUCUACCAGAUGCUGCAGCAUAGCAUAUUUAUGACUUUUCAUCCGUUAUAUUUAUAUGUGGUGGCAAACACUAUCAUAAUCAAAAGGAUUGGAGAAAAUGUGUCAGUGAAGCCCCUAUUAUGAAGGGAAUUGGACUAAAGUAAAUAUUUAUCUAGAAGAUUUAUUUAGAUUUACACUGGCACAUCCUCUGUGCUUGAAUAUACUGAGAAGAAAGCUUCUAUAUGCAAUAUAAUGCUCCAGGUUUGGGGAAUUUAUCAUAAGAAUAUAGAAUAUGUAAAGUAUAUAAAACCAUUUUACAGUGACAAUGUCCCAUUAGUUUCUUCCCCUUUGACGUGUAGUAGCUGAAAAGUACCAGCACCUCCUGGCUUCUGUAAAGUGACUAGAGGUAAGCGUGUUUUUGAAAAGCAGGGUUUGGAGAUUUGGUUCAUCAGGGUACAUUGGGAGUAUUGUUUAACUGUAGACACCUCUCGUGUUUAAAGAUUUUAACUGUUGUGUUUGCAUGCCCCUCCUGAGGUCAGCUGCCUGUAAACUAUGUCCUGCCAUCCUAGAAUGUUUAAGGGAUUAACUCUCCCCAAGAAACUGUAGCAUAUGAAGUUAUUUUUAAAUUUCUGUAGAAUUAUGGUGUUGGUAAAGGAUGUUUGUAUGAGGAGGAAUUUAAGUAAUAUAUGUGCUGGGUGGAUUAUGUUUCUAUCUGCCAAUAUUUGAUAGAAAUAAAAGUGAAAACCCCCCCAAAAAAUAAAAUCUGUUAGAGCA
This is a messenger RNA of Anguilla rostrata (American eel), 3758 nucleotides long. RefSeq names its product serine/threonine-protein kinase 38-like. The transcript is spliced from 14 exons. The coding region runs from base 341 to 1735 and encodes 464 amino acids. Lineage: Eukaryota; Metazoa; Chordata; Actinopteri; Anguilliformes; Anguillidae. Gene Ontology annotation, biological process: intracellular signal transduction; peptidyl-serine phosphorylation. Gene Ontology annotation, molecular function: ATP binding; protein serine/threonine kinase activity. The record is from RefSeq and is a predicted model, not a curated record.